Anneissia japonica is the source of this 3064-nucleotide messenger RNA. Its product is annotated as serine/threonine-protein kinase PLK4-like. The transcript is spliced from 20 exons. NCBI's taxonomy places the organism in Eukaryota, Metazoa, Echinodermata, Crinoidea, Comatulida, Comatulidae. The record is from RefSeq and is a predicted model, not a curated record. The coding region runs from base 197 to 3049 and encodes 950 amino acids. Gene Ontology annotation, biological process: protein phosphorylation. Gene Ontology annotation, molecular function: ATP binding; protein kinase activity; protein binding.
ACCUCAAGAGGGCAGCUGAGCUUGACACGCCGCCGACACACACACAAAACAACAGACCCGCGACCUUUCAAAAUUUUAACUGUUUGUGUUUUCGAAUGUAGACCUAUAUUCUGGAGGUUGUUAUUGCUUAUAAACAUGGACUAUAUUAUAUUGAAAGAACUGAAUGAAUAGACUUUGAUCAUUCUGAUAAGUCAGUAUGUCUUCACCGAUAGGAGAAAGCAUCGAGGACUAUCAAGUCCUCAACUUGAUUGGCAAAGGUGGCUUUGCCUGUGUUUAUCGAGCAAGAUCCCUGACGACUGGAUUAGAAGUUGCUAUCAAGAUGAUUGACAAGAAACUGAUGCAGUCGUUUGGGAUGGUGCGUCGUGUACGGAAUGAAGUGGAGAUACAUUGCCAACUGAAACACCCAUCAAUACUAGAGUUGUAUAGUUACUUUGAAGAUGAGAACUAUGUGUACCUUGUACUAGAAAUGUGCCACAAUGGAGAGUUGAACCGGUUUAUGAAGACCAACAACAGAGUUUUCACGGAGGAUGAAGCUUGUCAUCUGAUGCAUCAGAUUGUCAUUGGCUUGCUGUACCUGCAUUCGCACGGGAUUCUUCACAGGGAUCUCACUCUGGCUAAUAUACUCCUCACGAAGGAUCUAAAUUGUAAAAUAGCAGAUUUUGGUCUUGCGACGAAGUUGAAUCUACCGAGCGAGAAACACUACACAAUGUGCGGUACUCCAAACUACAUAUCACCGGAGAUUGCUACACGCAGCGCCCAUGGACUGGAGUCCGAUGUCUGGUCGUUGGGUUGCAUGCUGUUUACUUUCCUGACCGGUAAACCGCCCUUUGAUACUGAUGCAGUCAAAAGCACUCUGAACAAGGUAGUGUUGGGAGAUUAUCAAAUGCCAGUUCAUUUAUCUUAUGAGGCCAAGGAUUUGAUUUUCAAAUUGCUGAAGAAGAAUCCGUAUGAUAGAAUAUCACUGUCAGGAAUUCUAGACCAUUCUUUUAUGACCAGGCCAAAAUACAAACAUCAACGAAAGGAUCACCGGACGUCACAAAAACAGAGGAUAACUGAAGCAUCAAUUGAUAGUGGAAAUGCAACAAUGGCAACGAUUUCUACAGCAAUGACAAGCACCGGACGAAUAACAUCACGUAGCAAGCCCAUGAAAGCUUUUCCCACAUCAAACCUCACACCAGUUUUACCAGAAGAGAGGCCAAUUCUAGCCAAUCAGAAGGCUGCUUCUAUGAGCAACAGCUCGCUAGGACGAGGGGAAGAUGUUUGGCCGAGACAUGCUAGACAGUCACCACCAUCGAGACAAAGAACAAAUUUGAGCAGCUCCAAUUGUUCGGGAGGCUCAAAGGGACCGUUUGACCUCAGUGGUAAGGCAACCUCACCCGUGGACCUCGCCACCUCAUCCAACUCGUGGCUAGCCGGUAUUAAAGAUAGCAAAGGGAAAUUAGGGACAUAUCUAGCUCAUGACAGACAGCGUGGCAAUGUUGAUGGUGGGAAUAGUAAUAUUCUAUCACCUGAAAGGCACUCCUUCCUCAGAGGAAGUAGCAGAGGGUCAUCCUCAAAGAUGCCUCAAAGUGGUGAGAGCAGAUCAAGACAACAAUGGAAGGGUAGCAAAGAGGAUGACUUGUACUCAUCUAAGGAAAAAUUAACAAGUUUGAGUAAUCUGAGUAGAUUUGAUUACCUCGACAAUCCAAGACUGAAACGCUACAAAUUUUCAUCUUCCCAAGAGCAACUCUUCAGAAGGACUGGCAUCCAUGAUGGCAUGGGUGAGAGAUCAUUGUCAGAGCAAGAGCUCAGCUCAAUAUCUGAAUCCAGACAAACACAGAAGGCCACUUUGCAGGCCGAAAGCAGAAAAGAAUAUUCUUCUGAACUAAACUUGCAUGAUGAGAGGAUUGUAACAAGAUCAACAAACAGUCAUAGAGCUCAUGAAAACCAAAAUUUUGAUUACACCGGCAAAAGGAAUUAUCAGAAAGAUGAUUGUUUUACUGAGAAUAGCAUCGAAAGAGGAAGUGACUGGAGGUCUAAGGGUACAAAUGUACAUGGUGGGCAAUAUCAACAACAAAAGGAAUACCAUGAACAUGGAGGUCACCAGUCUGAGCUGAAAGAGAUUCGACAUAAUAAUCAUGGCUCUGGUAUCUGCAAGAAUAAUGCCAUGCCUGAUGGAAAUCAGCAGAUGAAGAAGGUGCAAGAUGGCAAGGAAGUCUCUAAAGUAGAUGUAAAGAGCCAUGGUGACCUGCCACCACCUCUUAAUGCCAAGAGAUUGCGGCCAAUCAGGCAGAGAACAAGAAAUGCAAUGGUAAGUAUCUUGGACACUGGUGAAGUCUGUCUGGAAUUCCUCAAGACUCGAGAAAAUCAAGAGAAAGUUGUGGAAGUUGUCAGGAUAUCUGAAGAUGGUUUGCAGCUCUGUGCCCGAGCUAAAAUACAGAAAUCGACUAGUGGAAUACGUUUGAUUGAGGGCAACGGAUCAGCUUACACACUACAAUCGGUUGGUGGUGUUCAAGGUCUUAAAAAUCACAUGCGUCAACUACUCCAACAUUUCUAUGAUUCCCACGAACAAUGUCAGACCUUGGAGUCAACGAUAUCCAGCCUCGAAAAGAAAACAGACAAAGGGCCGUACUUCCCGCUGAUCCUGUGCAGGAGGCCUGCAUCUUCUGAUUCAGAGAAGGAGAAUUUAAAGUCGCAAAAAGCUGUAAAAUGCCGGUCGCCAAAGAACCAAGGAUCGGACAAAGUGCUGCAGUCUUCACCCAGCAUCAUAGCUCCUGUCACUGCCUCUGUCUGCUCGUUUGACGGCACGGUGCUUAGUUCCAGGAGUACUGGUAUAAACAAAGAUCACAACCAUAACUUUGAUGACAAAGGUUUCAAUAAGCAAGAUAAACAGAGUGGUAUGUCACAUAACAACAUCAUUAAAAGUAUUUUUGUUCCAAAUGUUGGCUGGGCAUCGCAGAUGGCAUCGGGAGAGGUAUGGGUUCAGUAUAAUGACGGAUCGCAGAUUAUUGUCAAGUCUGCGACCACUACGGUCAAGUACAUCGACAUGAAGGGCAAGAUGAGCAGGUGAGUCUGGGGGUCAGUG